AGCACGAGUCCUGACGCUCACAGACAGAGGGAGAGACCACACUGAUGAUCUGUGCUGGGGCUGGAGGACAGGUUUAGACUUACAGAUGGUUUAAAAUGGUUUGUACUGGUCUAGAACUGUAGAGGGUGUUAGAAGAGAUGUGACAGAUCACAAACUUGUGACAAACCUCUGUGUCUGCAGGAACUUUGAGAAUGUUUGAAGCUGAAUACAAACACAUGAGAGACACACAACAACAUGUGUUGUUGAGAGAGAGAGAGAGAGAGAGAGAGAGAGAGAGAGAGUAGAAGACUUUGACUUUUAAAACUGAGGGAGACUCACAGACAAAGAGAGAGAGAGAUAGACAGAGCGACACACACCAAAAAAGGGCUUGAGCACUAGAAGUUCUGCUGCAGAAACAAACGCACACAGAGAGAGAGAGAGACAUAUAAAGAGACACACAGACAGAAUCAGACAGACAGGAAACGUGUAGAUACAGCAGAUCAAACAGGAAACAGAUGUUUGACAGAAGGGUGUGAACAGGUCAGUGUGUGUUUAGUGUGUGGAGCACUUCAGGAAUCAUGGAACGGGGUUGAAUCAGAUGAAUCGGAGUCCUGUGGAGCGUCGGCAUGUCUGUGGGCCCCGGGGCCAAAGAGCUCGCUCAUCUGAGGGACACCGGCCCGAGUGAACACACCCCGGUCACAGCAGACAUCCUGAAGGAUCCAGGCGAGCCCGUCACGGGUCAGCUGAUUGGUCCGGUCGGCCUUCAAACGCUGUUGGAUCUGCUGGUGGGAGUUUAUCAGGAGUUUCGCUCGUCUGUGCUGGUGAGAGAGAAACACGUCAAUAGAUUCCUGCAGUGGGCAGAGCCUCUGGUCAGACAGGUGAAGAAGACACGCAUCAGCAGAGAUGACUUUGACAUCUUGAAGGUGAUUGGCCGAGGAACAUUCAGCGAGGUGGCACUAGCCAGAAUGCGUCACACAAAGCAGAUUUAUGCGCUGAAAAUAAUGAACAAGUGGGACAUGCUGAAGCGUGGAGAGACGGCAUGUUAUCAGGAGGAGAGAGAGGUUUUACUGAAGGGAGAUCGUCGCUGGAUCACUGAGCUGCAUUACGCUUUCCAGGAUGACAAUUAUCUCUAUCUAGUGAUGGAUUACUAUGUCGGUGGAGAUUUUUUGACGUUGUUGAGUAAGUUUGGUGAUCGAAUCCCGGAGGAAAUGGCUCAGUUUUAUCUGGCUGAGAUGGUGAUGGCCAUCGAUUCUGUUCACAGACUGGGUUAUGUACACAGAGACAUAAAGCCUGAUAACAUCCUGUUGACGGCAGACGGUCAUGUGAGAUUGGGUGAUUUUGGCUCGUGUCUCCGCCUGGAGGAUGAUGGACAGAUUCACUCGUCUCUGGCCGUCGGCACUCCAGAUUAUCUCUCUCCAGAGAUCCUGCGGGCACUGGAGGGUGCAGGCGGGUACGGCAUCGAGUGUGACUGGUGGGCUCUGGGUGUGUGUGCGUACGAGAUGCUGAUAGGCAACACCCCGUUUUAUGCAGAGUCAAUUUCUGAGACCUACGCUAAAAUCAUACAUUUCAAGGAUUAUUUUGAGUUUCCUGAGUCGUGCUGUGAUGUGUCUGAAGAGGCGCGUUCACUGAUCACGGGUCUGAUCUGUGACAGGACAGAGAGACUGGGCUCACACGGUUCUGCAGACUUCAGAAAACAUCCGUUCUUCAGUGGUUUGGACUGGAGCUCUCUUCAUCUGCUUCCUGCUCCAUACCAGCCUGAAGUGUCCAAUGCCACAGACACAUCCAACUUUGAUGUGCUGGAUGACAGUCUCAGUGAGAUGGAGAGCUUGAGUGAUGUCAUGGAGAGCGCCCCGGUUGGAGUUCAUCUGGCGUUUGUGGGUUACUCUUACACAGCCACCAGAGAGACCGGUGCUCUGGACCGCAGCGGUGACAUCAUGAUGGAGAUCGACCAACAGCAGGAGAGAGAUCAUCUAAAACUGAAUCAGGUGUUGCAGCUCAGAGACUCGAUCUCUGCUGUGGUGACAUCAGCACCAGAACUUUCUCCAGAACAUAACAAACUAGACCGGACCAGCACUACAGAGAUGGAGGAGAACGCGGCACACGCUGAAGAUCUGCAGAGGCAGUUACAGAAAGCUGAACUGAGAAACAGAGAAUUAGAACAGGAGAUAUCUGCACUACGAGAGGAGAUUCACAGACUGACACCCAACAAAGACCAAAAGCUGUGUUUGUGCCCACUGCUGCACUCUGUGCCCGUCCACUGUCUGGAACCCGCACGGGAUAGCUCAGCGGCACUACCUGCCUGCCAUUACCCGCUAGUGACAGCACGUCACCGCCACCUACUGCUGUUCAACAGGGUGAGAAGGCCGCAGGUUACGUGUGAGUCGUAUUUGUUAGUGUGUGCUGAGGGGGCUGAACUCACGCUGUGGCAGCGAUACUGCAGCUCUGAACUCUCCUGAAUGACACAGAACACAUAAUAACACUAGAUCAUCUACAACAGACAACAAGAGUGUAGCUGAAAUGAAGGUGGAUGAACUCUGUUUGACUCUUCUCUUAUAAAUCUGAAGUGGGUCAUUUCUGCACCAAACGGAGUUAUGAUGUUAUAUUUAUUGACAAAUAAAUAUGAUAUUAAUAAAGGAAAAAAUGCCCCUGAAUAUGAAUUUCAGGGGGCAAAUAUCGUCCCUUAAUAUAAAAGUUAAUUUCUGACAGACACCGUCAAGUUUUGCACUUUUGAUUUCCAUUUGAGCACACAUAAUUCUGAAAUGUUCUAUUCAUAUAGUUUGUUUACAGUGUGUUGGUUGUGCUUUUGCUUUGCUGUCAUUAGGUUGAUGUGUGUUUCCCUGUGGAGUGUGUGUGUUGUUUACAGGUUAAUAUACACAGUGAUGUUAAUAUCCACACUCGCUCAUUAUCUGCUGUGUGAUGCAAUAGAACAGUUGAGCUACUGUACACUGUGUGCAUGAGUUAAUAUUCUCUUGUUCUCAAAACAGUGAUGUAUGACUUUAUUCUUUAGGAGAAUUUGUUAUUUUUCUGUACAAAAAAAUAACUAAAAUCAUAUAAGUUUUGUGUGAAUAACUGAAAUAAAGCUGCCUUAUUUAUUU
Messenger RNA from Myxocyprinus asiaticus (Chinese sucker), 3074 nucleotides. RefSeq names its product myotonin-protein kinase-like. NCBI's taxonomy places the organism in Eukaryota, Metazoa, Chordata, Actinopteri, Cypriniformes, Catostomidae. Gene Ontology annotation, cellular component: cytoplasm; cytoskeleton. Gene Ontology annotation, biological process: peptidyl-threonine phosphorylation; actomyosin structure organization. The transcript has 15 exons. The coding region runs from base 606 to 2435 and encodes 609 amino acids. The record is from RefSeq and is a predicted model, not a curated record. Gene Ontology annotation, molecular function: ATP binding; protein serine/threonine kinase activity.